GGAAGCAGGCCGGCAGGCAGACGGACUCGCGGGCGGGUGGUGGUGGCCGUGCUUGCUGGUGAAGGCGGGAGGGAGUGACUCACUGAGCGUGUGUGAAGGAAGGAAGGAGCGAGCGGGCGAGCGAGCGAGCGAAUAGCCCGCGUCGUCCUCCCGCAGCACCAGUCAGGCCACCCCUCCGCUGCCGCCUCCCCUCCGCCCCGCGCCCAGGCCGGGCCGAGCCGAGCCGGGUCGGGCCCGGGCCAUGCUGCUCACCGUGUACUGUGUGCGGAGGGACCUCUCCGAGGUGACCUUUUCCCUCCAAGUCGACGCUGACUUCGAGCUACACAACUUCCGCGCGCUGUGCGAGCUCGAGUCCGGCAUCCCUGCAGCUGAGAGCCAGAUUGUCUAUGCUGAAAGACCUCUCACAGACAACCACAGAUCCCUGGCUUCUUAUGGUUUGAAAGAUGGAGAUGUUGUGAUUUUACGACAGAAGGAGAAUGCAGACCCUCGACCUCCAGUGCAGUUCUCAAACUUACCCCGAAUAGAUUUCAGUAGUAUAGCUGUGCCUGGCACAUCAAGCCCACGGCAGCGCCAGCCACCAGCAGCACAGCAGUCCCACUCAUCUCCUGGAGAAAUAGCUUCAUCUCCUCAGGGCUUGGACAAUCCAGCCUUGCUCCGAGAUAUGUUGCUGUCCAACCCACAUGAGCUGUCCUUGCUAAAGGAACGCAAUCCACCGUUGGCCGAAGCACUGCUCAGUGGAGACCUUGUCUUUAUGGAAAUAAUGUUUUCAAUGUCCUUGAUCUUGGUUUCUUACAGGCAGCAGAACAUUGAGGAAAACAUGACUAUAGCUAUGGAAGAGGCUCCGGAAAGUUUUGGCCAAGUGGUCAUGCUUUACAUUAACUGCAAAGUGAAUGGACAUCCUGUUAAAGCCUUUGUGGACUCAGGUGCCCAGAUGACUAUUAUGAGCCAAGCUUGUGCAGAAAGGUGUAAUAUCAUGAGACUGGUGGACCGUCGAUGGGCAGGGAUCGCCAAAGGAGUCGGCACCCAGAAGAUUAUCGGAAGGGUACAUCUAGCUCAGGUUCAGAUUGAAGGAGAUUUCUUAGCAUGUUCCUUCUCUAUACUUGAGGAACAGCCAAUGGACAUGCUUUUGGGAUUGGACAUGCUUAAACGGCAUCAGUGUUCCAUUGACCUCAAGAAAAAUGUACUUGUGAUCGGCACCACUGGCUCACAAACCACUUUUCUUCCUGAGGGAGAGCUACCAGAGUGUGCCCGGUUGGCAUAUGGGGCUGGGGCUGGGCGAGAGGAUGUGCGGCCAGAGGAAAUUGCAGACCAGGAAUUAGCAGAAGCCCUUCAAAAAUCAGCAGAGGAUGCAGAGAAAAGUGGUAAAGAAUCUACCUCACUGGGAAUGUCAUCAUUACCAACUUCAGAUGGAUUUAACCAUCCAGCCCAUCCUUCAGGACAGAGUACUGAAAUUGGUAAUCCGACGAGUCCUUCUCGCUCUGUCUCUGCUUCAGUCUGCCCUGUCAAGCCCAGUGACCCAGAUAGCAUCGACCCUAAAACUGUGAAGGCUUUGGAGGCUUCAGCUGAAUUCCAGACAAAUUCCAAAAAGAAAGAACAUCUUCCUCUGCAGAAUCAUUCUGAUCAUGCUUCUUCAGUAGACCAUGCUCCAGCAGACCAGAGUUCAGCUAUGCCUUUGCAGAAUUCUCCUGAAGAAGCAGUUGUUGCAGAUAUUCUGGAGACAUCUGCUAAUAAAAACACCCAGGGCCUCAAAUUUCAUCUCCAUAUAAGACAGGAAGCUAAUUUAUCCGUCACAUCUACUGGGAUGCAUGGACCGCAAAUGUUUCUAGGCAAAAAAGAUUGGCCUCCAGAAAAUCAGAACCUGACUCAAGCGAAUGGCCUUCAGCAGCAUGAAGAACCAGGGAAUAAACCAUAUGAGGUUGUGCAACAGAAUGCUCCAUGUGACCAAGGACAUCUCUGUGACAUAGGGGACCUUGAACUUCCUGGGGAAAGGGAACAGAACCAACAAAAAACUGUUGAUUUAGAAGCUACUGUGAAAGGAGAUGGGCUGCAGCAGAAUGUGGAUCUUCCAAGUACAAAGAAAAGUAGUCUACCUUCAGGAUGUUUUGGCUGCUCAAAUUCAGAAACACUUAUGGAAAUAGAUAUUGUUGAACAGUCCCUACCUGCUGUGCUUAAUUCAGCAGGCAGUCAGGAUACUGACGGCAAGAACAUCAGUGCGUCCGAUCUUACUUUAGAUAAUCCCUUGAUGGAAGUAGAAACAUUAAAAUGUAACCCCUCAUCUGAAAUUUUGAAUAAUUCCAUUUCCAUUCAAGAUUUACAGUCCCCACAAAGUAAAACUGAAAUGACUGGAACAAAUAAAGAAUAUGACAAUUAUUCCCCCUCUUCAGGUAUCAGUGGCAAUUGUCAGCCCUUUAUGGAGUCAGCAGAAGAAUCUUGUUCGUCUGUAACAGCAGCCUUGAAAGAACUUCAUGAACUUCUGGUUAUUAGUAAUAAACCAGUUUCACAAAAUACAUCUGAAGAAGUUAUCUGUUCAUCAGAAACAGUAGGAGAUGACCAAACUGGUAUUAAGGACCUUUCUGAAAUACGCACCCAAAAUGCGCAUCUUACACAGAAUGAACAGUGUCCACAAGUCUCCUUCCAUCAGGCCAUAUCUAUAUCAGUGAGGACGGAAAGAUUAACUGGCACUUCCGCUGGCACUGGACAGGAAGAUAGAGAAAAUAUAAACUUAAGGCAUCCAGGUGAUGACCUGCCAGCUGAUAAGGAAGAUGUUCCCAGAUCUAGGGAAUCAGUAAACGAGAGCAGUUCUGUCACUGUAACCUCAGCUGAAAUGUCUAAUGAAUUACACUGUACCUUAGGUGUAGAAACGUCACCCAGACUUUUAGCAGGUGAGGAGGAUGUGCUCAAUCAGACUUCUGAGCAAACUAAAUCUUUGUCAUCCAGUUUCAUAUUGGUAAAAGACCUGGGUCACGGCGUACAGAAUCCAGUAACAGACAGCCCUGAAACCAGAGGAAGUGUCUGUCCUGAAGCUGUGAGGCCAUUUCUUGAAUAUGAACCACCACCUACCAGCCAGCUGUCAAGUCCCUCCAUUCUUCCACCAUUCAUUUUUCCUGCUGCAGAUAUUGACCGGAUUCUCCGUGCAGGCUUUACUUUGCAGGAAGCUCUUGGGGCUUUGCAUCGAGUUGGUGGAAAUGCAGACCUUGCACUUCUUGUUUUGCUAGCAAAGAACAUUGUAGUUCCUACAUAACUAUGGGAAAGUGGGCUAGACCAUACUCCAUUCCCUUAAAAAAAAAAAAAAAAAAGUUCUCUCUCUCUAUACACAGACACAUACACACUCACCAUGUAUACAGUAUAUGUAGAAACCUGCAAGCAGAAUGUUGAGCCAGAUUUUUUUUUUUAAAGAUUUUUUUCGGCCAAAGUAAUUUAUGAUCUCUUGUCUGAUGAAUUUGUCUAUUCUAUUUGUUAAAAUUUGGGCCUUUUUAAAUGUGUUGGCAGUAUGUGCAUAUGAAGCUUUUUAUUCUCAUUAAGAUGAUGUAUUCUGGAAUAAAAUGGAUGGUUUUGUGU
This is a messenger RNA of Otolemur garnettii (small-eared galago), 3558 nucleotides long. RefSeq names its product regulator of solute carriers 1 (gene RSC1A1). Gene Ontology annotation, biological process: proteolysis. The coding region runs from base 242 to 3241 and encodes 999 amino acids. The record is from RefSeq and is a predicted model, not a curated record. Gene Ontology annotation, molecular function: protein binding; aspartic-type endopeptidase activity. NCBI's taxonomy places the organism in Eukaryota, Metazoa, Chordata, Mammalia, Primates, Galagidae. The transcript is spliced from 8 exons.